AUGAAGCGUCCCUCUGAGCGCUCAGAGCCUGCAGGACGCCCUGAGGACAGAGAGACAGUUUAUCAUGUCCAGGGAAGUAAUCAGGUCCAACGAGCUCCCAGAGCGUUAUACUGUCUAAAACUCAACAAUCCAAUCAGACGAGCCGCUCUCUCCAUCGUCGAGUGGAAACCCUUUGAUAUCUUCAUCCUGUUAGCCAUCUUUGCCAACUGUGUGGCUCUGGGAGUUUCCAAACCGUUUCCUGAGGACGACUCCAACUCCACCAACCACGACCUGGAACAAGUGGAGUACGUCUUCCUCAUCAUCUUCACCGUAGAGACCUUCCUGAAGAUCCUGGCCUACGGUCUGGUGAUGCACCCCAGCUCCUACAUACGCAACGGCUGGAACCUGCUCGACUUCGUCAUCGUCAUCGUCGGGUUGUUCAGCGUCGUCUUGGAGACAAUGACUCAUAAAUCUGGUGAGGUGGCGACGUCUCAUCACGUGCCGGGGAAACCUGGAGGUCUGGACGUCAAAGCUCUGAGAGCCUUCAGAGUCCUGAGGCCCCUCAGACUGGUCUCUGGAGUCCCCAGUCUGCAGAUUGUGUUGAACUCCAUCAUGAAGGCGAUGGUUCCUCUGCUCCACAUCGCUCUGCUGGUUCUCUUCGUCAUCAUCAUCUACGCCAUCAUCGGUCUGGAGCUCUUCAUAGGACGCAUGCACAGGACCUGCUACUACAUAGGAACAGAUAAUUACGUUGAGGACGAUCCGGUGCCGUGUGCGUUUGCCGGUCAUGGUCGUCAGUGCAUGGUUAACGGCACUGAGUGUCGGGGGAGGUGGGACGGUCCCAACGGAGGCAUCACCAACUUCGACAACUUCUUCUUCGCCAUGUUGACGGUGUUCCAGUGCAUCACCAUGGAGGGGUGGACCGACGUCCUCUACUGGAUGAACGACGCCAUCGGGUUCGAGCUGCCCUGGGUUUAUUUCGUCAGUCUGGUGAUUUUCGGGUCAUUCUUCGUUCUCAACCUGGUUCUGGGAGUCCUCAGCGGAGAGUUCAGUAAGGAGAGGGAGAAGGCGAAGGCUCGGGGAGAUUUCCAGAAGCUGAGGGAGAAGCAGCAGAUGGAGGAAGAUCUGUGUGGAUACAUGGACUGGAUCACUCAGGCUGAGGACAUGGACGAACUGGACGAGGACGGAAACCCACGUCCGUCUCUGGGAGAUCUGUCGGAUAAGAAGAGAGGGAAGUUCGGAUGGUUCAGUCACUCCAAUGAAACACACGCGAGUCUUCCUGCCAGUGAAACAGCGUCUGAAAACACUGAAAACAUCGAUGAGGAACACACCAACUGCUGCCAGGCCUGCUGCUCUCGGAUGAUGAAGAUCGGCUGCUGUCGGACACUGCGUCGGUGGAAUCGAGUCUGUCGCAGGAACUGUCGCACUGCCGUCAAAUCGGUGACGUUCUAUUGGCUGGUUCUGCUGCUUGUCUUCCUCAACACCUCCCUCAGUGCCUCCGAGCACUACAACCAACCUGAUUGGCUGACACAAGUGCAAGACAUCGCCAACAAGGUGCUGCUGUCUCUGUUCACGGUGGAGAUGCUGCUGAAGAUGUACAGUUUGGGUCUGGCUCAUUACUUUGUAGCGUUCUUUAACCGCUUCGACUGUUUCGUGGUGUGCGGCGGCAUCAUGGAGACCAUCCUGGUGGAGCUGGAGAUCAUGCCUCCUCUGGGGAUCUCGGUGCUGCGCUGUGUCCGCCUGCUGAGGAUCUUCAAGGUCACACGCCAUUGGACGGCUCUGUCCAAUCUGGUGGCGUCCCUGCUGAACUCCAUGAAGUCCAUCGCCUCCCUGCUGCUGCUGCUCUUCCUCUUCCUCAUCAUCUUCGCUCUGCUCGGCAUGCAGCUGUUUGGAGGGAAGUUCAACUUUGACGAGACGCAGACCAAACGCAGCACCUUCGACGCCUUCCCGCAGGCGCUGCUCACCUGCUUCCAGAUUCUGACCGGUGAGGACUGGAACGUGGUCAUGUAUGAUGGCAUCAUGGCGUACGGAGGGCCGGUGUUUCCAGGGAUGAUCGUCUGCGUUUACUUUGUCAUCCUCUUCAUCUGUGGUAACUACAUCCUGCUGAACGUCUUCUUGGCCAUCGCCGUGGACAACCUGGCAGGAGGAGACGGAGACGACAAGAAGAAAGAGAAGAAGACGGAGGGAGCGGAGGAGGGGGAGGCUGGAGUAGAAGAAGGAGAAGAAGAGGAAGCGAAGGUGGACAUCGAUGAAGACACCGAGUACGAGGAGGAGGAGGAGCUUCCUGAAGGAGAAGACGAUGGAGGAGUCCAGUUGAAGAUGGCCGACCUGGCUCCUCCUAAAGAGAAGGUUCUUCCAAUCCCAGAAGGCAGUGCGUUUUUCUGCCUCAGCAAAACAAACCCCAUCCGUGUGGCCUGUCACACUCUGAUCCACCACCACAUCUUCACCAACCUCAUCCUCGUCUUCAUCAUCCUCAGCAGCUGCUCAUUGGCUGCCGAGGAUCCAAUCAGAGCGCACUCCUUCAGGAACAACAUUCUGGGUUAUGCAGACUACGCCUUCACCUCCAUCUUCACCGUGGAGAUUCUGUUAAAGAUGACGGUCCACGGAGCGUUCCUCCAUCAGGGCUCCUUCUGCAGGAACUGGUUCAACCUGCUGGAUCUGCUGGUCGUCAGCGUGUCUCUGGUCUCCUUCUUCCUGCACUCCAGUGCCAUCUCUGUAGUGAAGAUCCUCCGAGUCCUGCGAGUGCUCCGACCUCUGAGAGCCAUCAACAGAGCCAAAGGACUGAAGCAUGUGGUGCAGUGUGUGUUUGUGGCAAUCAGGACGAUCGGGAACAUCAUGAUCGUCACGACGCUGCUUCAGUUCAUGUUCGCCUGCAUCGGAGUCCAACUCUUCAAGGGUAAAUUUUAUCGCUGCACAGACGAAGCCAAACACACUCCUGAACAGUGCAAAGGGACCUUCGUGGUGUAUAAAGACGGAGACGUGAACCUGCCGAUGGUCAGAGAGAGGAUCUGGCAGAACAGUGACUUUAACUUUGAUAACGUGUUGAUGGGGAUGAUGGCGCUCUUCACCGUCUCCACCUUCGAGGGCUGGCCCGCGCUGCUGUAUAAAGCCAUCGAUGCUAACGGGGAGAACUCUGGUCCCAUCUACAACUACCGGGUGGAGAUCUCCAUCUUCUUCAUCGUCUACAUCAUCAUCAUCGCCUUCUUCAUGAUGAACAUCUUCGUGGGUUUUGUCAUCAUCACGUUCAGAGAGCAGGGAGAGCAGGAGUACAAGAACUGUGAGCUGGACAAGAACCAGCGUCAGUGUGUGGAGUACGCUCUGAAGGCUCAGCCACUGAAACUUUACAUCCCAAAGAACCCGGUUCAGUAUAAGUUCUGGUCCAUCAUCAACUCCACAGGAUUCGAGUACGUCAUGUUCGUCCUCAUCCUGCUCAACACUGUUACACUGGCUGUCCAGCACUACGAACAGUCUAAAACCUUCAGCCACAUCAUGGACAUCCUCAACAUGGUGUUCACCGGACUCUUCACGGUGGAGAUGCUGCUGAAGCUGCUCGCUCUCAGACUCAGGCAUUACUUUGUGGACGCCUGGAACUCGUUUGACGCUCUGAUCGUGGUCGGCAGCGUCGUUGACAUCGUGGUCACUGAGUUCAGCAGUGGGGAGGACAGCUCUCGGGUGUCGAUCACCUUCUUCCGUCUCUUUCGAGUGAUGCGAUUGGUCAAGUUGCUGAGUAAAGGAGAGGGGAUUCGGACGCUGCUGUGGACAUUCAUCAAGUCGCUGCAGGCUCUGCCGUAUGUCGCUCUGCUCAUCGCCAUGAUCUUCUUCAUCUACGCCGUCAUCGGGAUGCAGACCUUUGGGAAGGUAGCGAUGCAGGAUCACACUCAGAUCAACAGAAACAACAACUUCCAGACGUUUCCUCAGGCUGUUCUCCUUCUCUUCAGGUGUGCCACAGGUGAGGCGUGGCAGGAGAUCAUGUUGGCCAGUCUCCCAGGUAAACGCUGUGACCCCGAGUCAGACUAUGAACCAGGAGAAGAGUUCAGCUGCGGCAGCAACUUCGCCAUCGUUUAUUUCAUCAGCUUCUUCAUGCUGUGUGCUUUCCUGAUCAUUAACCUGUUCGUCGCCGUCAUCAUGGACAACUUUGACUAUCUGACACGUGAUUGGUCGAUUCUGGGACCGCAUCAUCUGGACGAAUUUAAGAGGAUCUGGUCUGAAUACGAUCCAGAGGCCAAGGGUCGUAUAAAGCACCUGGACGUCGUGGCUCUGCUCAGGAGGAUUCAGCCUCCUCUGGGUUUUGGGAAACUGUGUCCUCACAGAGUGGCCUGUAAGCGCCUCGUAGCGAUGAACAUGCCUCUGAACAGUGACGGGAUGGUGACCUUUAACGCCACGCUCUUCGCUCUGGUUCGCACCGCCCUCAAGAUCAAGACUGAAGGUAACCCCGACCAGGAGAACGAGGAGCUGAGGGGGAUCAUCAAGAAGAUCUGGAAGAGGAUGAAACCUAAACUCCUGGAUGAAGUGAUACCACCACAUGAAGAGGAGGAAGUGACAGUCGGGAAGUUUUAUGCGACCUUCCUGAUUCAGGAUUACUUCAGGAAGUUCAGGAAGAGGAAAGAGAAAGGAAAUCUGACGGGAGAGCCAGACGCUACCAACCCGUCUGCUGUCCAGUUGUGUAAAGCCGGUCUGAAGACUCUGCAGGAUCUCGGUCCAGAGAUGCGUCUGGCUCUGAACGAGGACCUGGAGGAAGAGGAUGAGGCCAUGAUGGAGGAUGAAGAGAUGGAGGAGGACGCUGCGUAUGAGGGUGAAAAUGGCUUCGGACCGGAGAAGGAUCGCCGAGGCUCCAUACUGACCACGCCCACUGGUCCUGGCGGUGUGGUGGGCGAUGGAGGCGUGUCUAAUGGAGGUCUGGUUCACCGGGUUGGCUCUCUCACCAAGAUGCCAAAUGGCAGCGAACGUGAUGAACAUAUUCGCCGUGGAGACAACAUGAGGUCAUCCAUCAAUCAUCACCAUCAGCGCCGCCCAUCAGUGAGGAACGGCCUUCUGGACCACAAGAGACCGUCGUACCACAAAUACGCAAGGAGGGACUCGAGGGACAGGUACUGGAGGAACGGAGACAUGGAGGCGUACGGAGAGCAGGGUUACUACAGCAGAGAGGAGGACAACGACAGCAUCACCUCCAGAGACAGACAUUACCCUGAAGAGCCUCCUCUGUACAGAGACCACUACGAUGGCCACGCCCCCUACACCAACAGUAGCUAUGGUAACGGAUACAACGAGGGCAGGAGGACCACCAGGAGACGCCUUCUUCCUGCCACGCCCACAGGUCGGAAGCCAUCAUUCAACAUCCAGUGUCUGAGGAGGCAGGGCAGCAGUGACGACCUGCCCAUCCCUGGGACGUACCACCCCACCUCCCCUCCACGCCGCACACGCACACAGACCUUCAGCAGUUACGAGUCUCGUCACUCCUCCGGUCGCUCCUCAGCAGCCUCCUCGGCGUCCUGGGCAAACCCGUGUCCGCGGCGUGGUCGCCUCCUCUACGCUCCACUCAUCCUGGUGGAGGAGGAAGGCAGCCCAACUUGGGGGGGAGGAGGAGGAGGAGGAGGAGGAGGAGGAGGCGGAGGAGAGGUGAAGAAGGGAGGAGCAGGAAGAGGUGUCAGUGUGACAGGUGCAGCACCCAGACCGGCCUGGUACGGAGGCCCUGCAGGGACAUCAGCUCCUCCUCCGUACAGAGCGUACACCACCCUCAGAGUCCCCUCGCAGCUCGGCGCUCAGCUCACAGAGAAACGAGGCUCAGCCGACAGUCUGGUGGAGGCGGUUCUGAUCUCCGAGGGUCUCGGUCUGUACGCCCGGGAUCCGAAGUUCGUGGCGUUUGCAAAGCGGGAGAUAGCAGAUGCCUGUCACAUGACGGUGGACGAGAUGGAGUCUGCUGCCAGCGACCUGCUCGGCACCGGGAGCCACAGUUUCCUUAGCAGCGUUGCCGCUGACCCCGCCGUGCUCUACAGUGAUGAGGAGCCAAUCAGGACAGGCCGUGACGAGGACGAGCUGGCCGACGAAAUGACCUGUGUGACAUCAUUUUGAUGGCCUCUGGACCAAUGACAGAUGAGACUGAGAUUAGCAUCAGUGAUUGACAAGACAUUUGACCAAUCAGGUGAUAAGACAGAGAGGAGGGCGGGGUUUAAUCAGAGUAAUACUGACUGACGAGAUUUGUGGAAAAGCGAUGGAAGAUGGCGGUCAGCAGAGUGUGACUCAGCGCUGUCAAGUCGUCAUUGUGACGUGUAUCGUCAGCGUGUUGCUGUGGUGAAGCUGCACAGAAUCACACUUUACCCACAAUGCACUGCUGCUAGUUUUACAGGUUGUGUUGUUUUAUAAGAAGGUAAACACAGUUACAGCUAACCAGCUAAAGGUUAGCACUGUGCUGCAGCCAGUUAGCUUAAAGAGGGAAUAGCUACACCCACGCCAACAAAGUAUCGACCACCAGCAGCUGUGCGGCGUUGGCACUGGUGACGUCAUUAAGAGCUAGAGUCUGUGCAGUAGCGAUCCCUGCUGUGUCGAGUUCCUGCCUGUACACUUGUCUGACCCAAUCACAAGCAGCGCGAUUGGUGGAGGAGCACACUGAUUGGCUCACACAGCUGUCAAUCAUGACAUCAAAUUUAUAUAGCAUCAAAUAACUAAUUAAACCAAACUUAUCAGAAAACAGAAACUUGAACAAACAGCAGCGUGAUUAAAAACGACCUAAAAUAACAGUUUGGCCCAUGACCCAUCUGCUAACAUAGAGGGGGCGGGGUUUAUGACCUAUACUGCAGCCAUCAGGUGUGAUCCAGAUGUUUUGGCUUCACUUUUGGGGAGCUGUCACGUCGUUCAUCUUUAUACACAGUCUGUGGCAGGGACCAAACACUGCUGGCUAAACAGGAAUGAAUCCUACAACCCGGAAAUCAGUUAGCAUUCAGUGUGCUUUAGGUUAGAUGUCUGAAAUAAGGUUUGUUUUUGACACGAGCUGAAGAGACUUUCACGUUUUGUUCUACAACAUAAAAUACAUCAGUAAAUUCCCCACUGUGAAUCUAGAAGCUUUUAUAAGUCUUAAAAAAGACGGUUGCUAACAAGUGGCUCAGUGAGACUACAGAACAUCGUCACGCCGAACACAGCAUUACAGCCUUGUGGUGGUGACGCUGAAGUUGUGACAGUGGUGUAGUUUGUAGCAACAACACUUUUUACCUUCAGCGACUGCAUUUAUGCUUCAAAAAUCAUGAAAGUGGUGUUCAUGUGUGAAGAUUAUCUUUCUGAACAAAACCUGUAAAUAUCACAAACAUUUCUUUGUCACAGAGUUUAUUUUCUGCAAUAAUCCAAUGGAAAACUACCACCGGCCUAUUGACGGGGGAACCAGGACGACGCUAACCUCAGGGUCGGCUCACAGGAAAAUGUCCUCCCAGCAGGGUUCUGUACAGAGGGACCCAUAUAAAAUGCUUAUGUUGUGAUGUUUUAAAGGUCUACAGCACUUUGCAACAAGCUAGCCAAACAUUAGUCUCGCCACCAGACAAUCAGAGAUCUCCGCCUUCUGAUAGUCUGGGGACACUCCUUUCUAAAGUGUGUUUAACACACCGGAGAAAACGGCCGGCAACAAAGCAACGCCUCUUGCAUUUUUGAAAAGGACACGCCCUCCCAGAAAUGUGCGCUCCCCCUUUUCUCGUCCGCAAGGAAACAAACACACAGAGAGCUUGAAAAUGGAUGCCGAGAGAUUUAACUCCAUUUUAUCAAACGUGUGCUCAGUCCACAAGAUUGUGGAAAUGAAGGACUCACAGCAACUUUGUUUAAAACUUUUAACGCAGUCGGACUAUGUUUACGAGCACAAGAGUUCAGCGAGCCACCGAAGGACCGCCCUGCGGAUUUACUAUUGGUUCUGCAACGUAGGGAGUUUUUUUAAACUCUGAAAUUGUAUCCGCCCAUCUAAACACAAAAUCAGGGAGAAAGACAUCAGUCUUUAGUUAAGCAAAGCAUCUAAAAACUGACUUGUGAGUCUAGCCAAACUUUAGCCACUCACACAGCAGUGUUAGCUUGUGUAGCAGCAUUUAUCCAAUCCCAGAGAAAGCGUGCCGGGCUUUGAAGCCAGUGUUCCCAGUGGCCAAACAGUGGUACUGCAACUUCCAGGGUCCAAGACUUUUUACCAUCAACAUACAAGAGUCUUAUGUAAAUCAGUGGAUGAAUUUUUUUGAGAGGCAUACAGCCCUCAAAAUGACUCGUUUCACCAUCAAGAAUUGAUCUAUUCGGUCUGACAUUUAAUUCCCAUUUAAGUUAGUGGAGAGCCACACCAGAGGUCAGCUGUUCAGCCAGGGGAGGUAUGACACUCUGCCACACUUGGUCACGCUCAGUUGCACUCGGCCGUGACCCUGAAGGGCCGUACUGUACACAUGCUGCAUUUUUUGCGUCCUUAAAUUCAUUGUUUUCAAUGUAGUUGUACAGCAGGCACGCUCAAACACCAGAGCGACACUGUCGAGGGACACAUGCAUUUACAAGUGCCCUGAAUUCGACUUCUGGAACGCAGCAGUGCGCCCCGCAUGUCAUGUGACAAGAGCCAACCAAUCACAGCUGACAGAUAUCUUUCCUUCUUCAGUAAAUAUCAGUGUGUGAUAAAUACGGAGGAGAAGUUGAUCAUGUUAGUGCAGAGCUGUCAGAGCGUCACAUCUGUCCCACAGACACACAGGAAGUAGAUCAACUCUGCUCUCAGGGUUGAUAUGGUUGCUUAGCAACCUCAGAUGCAAACUGCAACUGCGCACUUGAAAGUUGGCACAAAAAAGGCACAAGAGCAGCACCCAGUGCCUGACCUUGUGUUUUCCAGGCGGUUAAAGAUGCAGCAUGUGUACAGGCCUUAUGUCUCUAGUGCGCCUGCGCUCUGGGCCACACAGUGUCUAUCAGCCCCGGGUCAUCUGGGUAAUGUUAUAUGCUGCAACUAAAACAUUUUGGCUUCAUGUGCCACUGAGAAACUUUAAUGGGAAUGACCACAGCCCCGUGUUUAACGCUGUAUCCUGUUCCCCUGAUAGAUCCGUGCUCUGAUGUCAGUUUUGACCAAACGGUUGAAUUAAAACCUCCUGGUUCAUCACGUGAUGUCACUGAGCCCAAAAAGACUUUUUUUACAUUGACUUACUUUGAGAGAGAUGUUUGUAAAUCAGUGGAAACAUUUUAGCAUCACAACUAUUGAAAAAGAUUCGAACCAUUCGGUCAGGUAACAUUUUAGUCAAGACAGACAAAUGGACGAAACAAAGGGAAAAAAAUUGAAAAAAAAAAAGUUUUUCUAUUCUGAAGUUUUGAGGAUUUAUAUUUGUAAAACUUUCCUAGAAAAGAGAUUUAAAAAUCUCGUGGGCGGGGCCAGCAGGAGAAACACUACUGCACAUAUUCAGUGGGCCGCAUACUGUGGAGGUAAACCAGGAAGCUAGAAACUCUAUUGUGUAUGCAGCAUGUGAGCAGCUCCACUGGAAUGAAUAGGCGCCAUCUUGGCAUCUGCAAUCUAGUUAUUAUCUAAAUCUAUGCCUCAACUGGAUCCUUUGAGUAACACGCUCCUCCAACCAUGAGCAGGCAUCCCCCCACUGAAAUUUGCAUGAACAUAGCCAGCCAAUCAGGACGUGCCUACCCAGAGCCCAGAGUUUAUACAGGAGCUGUAUGAUCUAUCUAUCUACCUAUCCUAAACCCUCUUCAGUGAGCGGCGUGGGAGCGACAGGAUCCCUGGAUAGAGGGCUCUGCCUGUGCUGACAGAACUAGGCGAGCAGCUCCAUUGGAGUGAAAGACGCCAUCUUGUAGUCCAGUAUCUCGUUAUUAUUAAAAUCUGUGGUUUCCUGAUGAACAGUAAUCUUUGACCACAAGAAAAAAGCUUUGGAAAGAGUUUAGAAACAAGUUCACAGAGUCGACUGACGUUAAACUCCACAAGGAAAAUACAACAAUAAGUAACAUGUUUCUGCUGUGAAAUCAGGAUGAAAGUCAACGGUUAAUUCUGUUUCCUGUUUGAUGGCAGCCUGAGAGGCGUUCAGUGUGAUUCUGUCCUUCUCAUGUUUGUGUUCUAAAGGUUUUCUAUAUCAGGAUCUCUGAUGUAUUUUAAUGCUGAUGUUCUUCCUGCUCUGCCGCUCGCAGUGCAGCGUGGAGGAUUAUAGUUCUCAUAUUUUAAUAACGUGUAUUUUUAUUCUCAUAAAUGAAGGCAUUCAGACUUUAGUUGUUUUUUUAUUGGACGGGAGAACCUGAGUGUGUGUUCAGUGUGUUUUCUUUUUUAAAUGUUUGAUGAUAUUUUUUAUUCUGACAGAGAGAACUGGAUUUCUUUUGGUUUCACACUGGACAGCAGACGCUCCACUGGUGUUUAUGUCUUGUCUGAAUUUUUGUGUUUCCGUCAUCUUUGAGUUUUUCUCUCCGACAGUUUCCCAGCAGUUAAGGGCUUUCAACUCCACGCCUGGACUCCCCCGAAAAUCCUCCUCAGAUUUUGAGAUCUGCCGCGUUCAGCUGAGACACAGCUCUGCCUGAACCCUCGUUUACCUCAAAUAAAGACUGACGAUA
This is a messenger RNA of Epinephelus moara (kelp grouper), 10494 nucleotides long. It is a transcript of the gene cacna1fb, whose product is annotated as calcium channel, voltage-dependent, L type, alpha 1F subunit. Gene Ontology annotation, biological process: calcium ion import across plasma membrane. The record is from RefSeq and is a predicted model, not a curated record. NCBI's taxonomy places the organism in Eukaryota, Metazoa, Chordata, Actinopteri, Perciformes, Serranidae. Bases 1 to 6045 code for a protein of 2014 amino acids. Gene Ontology annotation, molecular function: high voltage-gated calcium channel activity. Gene Ontology annotation, cellular component: membrane; voltage-gated calcium channel complex. The transcript is spliced from 50 exons.